GGCUGAGGCUGGGCGCCCCGGUGCUGCUCCAGCCGAGGAGUGCGUACUAACGGACACAUUGUAUUCAAAGUCUCAGACAGACCCGUGAACGAUACUUUUGUGGCAGCUUCUGGUGUGUUAUUUCAGCUCUGACGUGAUGCAGUCCCAGGGUAGCACUUCCUCCCAGCCCUCCUUCGACUCUCUGAGCUCCAGUGACAGCCUCUUGUUCAGCGACUCAGAGCAGGCUGAAGAUGACACAGACGUCUUCCUGACAGACAGCUCCUCCUCCGUCAGCAUCAUCAGAGCGGGCGGGGUCGCGGCCAAUGGGGACGGGGGAUCGGAGAGUCCCGGGUCCCAGUGGGCAUGCGAUGGCUUCACCGACAAAGAGGAAGAAGAGUACAGGUCGGGGAGCAGCAGCAAGGCGGCUCACAUCGGCCUGGAUGAGACAGAUCCCGCAGGCCAGAUCCCAAAGUCCCAGGGAGACCUGCUGUUUGCUCAAAAGUGUGCUGAGCUACAGGGUUUUGUACGGCCCUUGCUGGAGCUGCUGAAUGGACUGAAGAAGGGCCGAUUCGACCGGGGUUUGAGUAGUUUCCAGCAGAGCGUUGCCAUGGAUCGAAUCCAGAGGAUCGUGGGUAUUUUACAGAGACCUAACAGCGGGGAGAAGUACCUGAACACUCUCCUCCAGGUGGAGAUGAUGCUGAAGCUUUGGUUUCCUCAUAUCACAAAUCAAUCCGUCUCUGCAGCCUCCAGCGUCACUGCGUCCCCUGCUCGCUCCCUCCAAGAAACCACCAGCUCCACCCCACCGCACAAGCACAGAGAUCAGUUACACAUUCCUGUCAAGAAGCGCAGACUCAGUUGGACAGGUACGGACUCUGCUACACCUUCCCCAGUGCUUCUCAAGUGCCCUCGCAUCAGUGCAGAAGAGCAGAGGGUGAACCAAGUUGAUGAUGAAAGGGACCACCCUCCUCCUCUCCCUCCUCCUCCAUCACUGACAUCUGAUGCAAAAGAAAAUUUGCCAGAUGUAGCCGGUGACAGUCAGCAAAAAGAGGACACAAAGGGAAAGGACAGUGAUAGCGAGGAACCUGGCGAGCUAUCAAAACCAUACAAAGCAGGUCAAAGCUCUGAGCCCAGCCUGACAUGGGUGCAUGUCGCCCCCAUCCUGUCCCCACGAAAGGCCUGCUCCUCACAUGAGAGCACAACAGCGGCAGGUACAAGCGAAAACCAGCUUGCCGCUGUUGCUGUCCUCCCACCUAGCAGGAAGGGCAGCCCAGCAACACAAGACAGCUCCAUCUCUUCUACCACAUCCUACAAGCACCACAGAAAUCAAAAGAAGCCAAUCCGGUGCCAAAUUCAGCCUGUUGCCGGACAACAGAGUGAGAGUGAGACCAUCGAGACCUGCCAGGGUCAAAGCCAGUCUCCUCAUGUCACACUUAAGCCUUUGCCCAGGGUGUGCCCCACUCCUCUAGAGACCUGAAAAAGCAAAA
Messenger RNA from Scomber japonicus (chub mackerel), 1463 nucleotides. RefSeq lists its product as uncharacterized. The coding region runs from base 137 to 1453 and encodes 438 amino acids. The transcript has 6 exons. Gene Ontology annotation, cellular component: nucleus. Gene Ontology annotation, molecular function: RNA polymerase II cis-regulatory region sequence-specific DNA binding. The record is from RefSeq and is a predicted model, not a curated record. Gene Ontology annotation, biological process: circadian regulation of gene expression; negative regulation of DNA-templated transcription. NCBI's taxonomy places the organism in Eukaryota, Metazoa, Chordata, Actinopteri, Scombriformes, Scombridae.